GCCUCCACCGCAUCUUUCUGUGCCGCCAGCCAUGGAGACCGGCUCAACAUUUUGCCCAAAGUGGCACGGUGCGCUUUUGCUUUUGAUGAUGCUCAGUUUUCUCCAUGCCGCCAAAGCUGAAAUAACUUGCAGGUCGUGCCAGCCUGGAAAUAAGUGGCGCGCACAGGAAUUACUGUUGAAUUUCGACAUGAGUGAAUCCUUGGCGGGGUUGAAGAAAGAAGUUUUUGGACGCGGAGACGGGGCAGCAGGGAGAGCCGGGGCUGCAGGUGGAGAAAGUCGGCGGCUCCGUUGCGCGGCGGGGUCCGCUGACUGCGCUCCGGAUGAGGCGGAAAACGCGGGGCCAGGGCUGCGACGGAAUACACGCAGCCUGCGCGCAAAAGGUGACAUUGGUGAGGGAGAGUUUGCGAAGACUAAAGUUUCGUAUGUGAAAAUGAGUGGCCAGCAGAGGACCAGCGAUGGUGCCGGCGUUACCUCUGCCGUCACACACAAAAAGCGCACCAGAAGGAACAGUGCUGAUGAUGAAGCCAGAUUCCCCCGGUCAGCCCAAAGUCAGGACGCGGGAGAGGGCACCGGUCCGGCGGCUGCACGCAGAGUGACGCGCUCUGAAGUGCGCUGGAGCGGAGAGGAGCGGAGAGCCGGGGGUCCGAGGCAAGAGGAGCUAAAACUUAACAGUACCACGUUCGCCUUGACCGGGGAUCCAUCUCACAAUCAGGCUAUGGUGCACUGGUCCGGCCAGAACAGCAGUGUGAUUUUGAUGCUGACCAAACUAUUUGACUUCAACCUCAACAGUGUGACUGAGAGUUCACUAUGGAGGUCAACCGACUAUGGAGCAACGUACCAGAAGCUGAAUGACAAAGUCGGCGCAAAGACAAUACUAAGUUACUUGUAUGUGAGCCCGAACAACAAGAGAAAGAUCAUGCUGCUCACUGAUCCGGAUGUGGAGAGCAGUCUCCUGAUCAGCUCUGACGAAGGAGCAACCUACCAGAAGUACCGACUCAACUUUUACAUCCUCAGCCUGCUCUUCCAUCCUGAGCAGGAGGACUGGAUUCUUGCCUACAGCCACGACCAAAAGCUCUACAGCUCAGUGGAGUUUGGGAGGAGGUGGCAACUGGUGCAUGAGAGAGUGGCUCCGAAUCGCUUCUACUGGUCGAAAAUGGGUCUGGACAAAGAGCCGGGCCUAAUUCACCUGGAAACCAGCAUCUCUGAAGGACAGGCACUGUAUGUCACCUGCAAGCUGCAGAACUGCACAGAUGCCAACAAGGGCAAACCAUUCCCGGGCUACAUUGACCCCAAUUCUCUGGUGGUGCAAGAUGAGUAUGUGUUUGUCCAGGUAUCAACUGCGGGGAGGCCAAUCUACUACGUGUCUGCUAAAAGAGACGUCUUCACUCCGAUGAAGCUGCCCAAGUACACCCUACCCAAGGACCUGCAUGUGAUCAGUACGGAUGAGAACCGUGUGGUGGCAGCCGUACAGGAGUGGAACCAGAACGAAACCUACAACCUGUAUGUGUCAGACACAUCAGGGGUCUACUACACUCUGGCUCUGGAGAACGUGGUCAGCAGCAUGGGCCCCGAGGGCAACGUCAUGGUCGAUCUAUAUGAGCCGUACUGUUCGCUACAUCUCCAUCUUCAAGUUUCUGCAAAUCCCUACACAUCUGGAAACAUAGCUAGCAGGGAGUCGACGCCGGGGAUCAUUGUCGCAUCAGGCUCAUUUGGCUCAGAGCUGACUGCCAGCAAUGUCAGUGUGUACAUCACCUCGGAUGCAGGAAACACGUGGAGACAGAUCUUCGAUGAGGAAUAUGCAGUGCUCUAUCUUGACCAGGGGGGCGCCUUGGUUGCAAUAAGACACACUCCACUUCCCAUCCGACACCUAUGGUUGAGCUUUGACGAAGGACGGCAGUGGAACAAGUACAGCUUCACUAACACGCCCCUGUUUGUGGACGGGGUGCUGGGGGAGCCUGGGGAAGAGACUCUCAUCAUGACGAUCUUCGGCCACGUCAGUCAUCGCUCCGAGUGGCAGCUGGUGAAAAUCGACUUCAGGUCCAUCUUCAACAGGAGAUGCACAGAGGCGGAUUAUCAGACGUGGCACCUCCACAACCAGGGUGAGCCGUGCCUCAUGGGAGUGAAAAGAAUCUACCGGAAACUAAAGCCCACGUCCAGGUGUGUUAUGGGAAAGACGUACUCGGUGUCAAUGACGUCGGGCCUGUGCGAAUGCACAGAGGCUGACUUUGAGUGUGAUUAUGGCUAUGAGAGACGGACCAAUGGAAAUUGCAGCCCCGCCUUUUGGUUCCAUCCAUCAUCGAUGUCCAGGAGCUGCACAACGGGGAUGACUUUCCUUAACAGCACUGGCUACAGGAAAGUGGUCUCUAAUAACUGUACAGCUGGAGUCAGUGUGGAGUACACAGCCAGGAGGCGGCAGUGUCCCAUCCAAGCACCCAAAGGUCUCCACCUGGUCACCAGCGAGGGCACACUGACAGCCACGUUAGGCACCAAUGUCACCUUCCUCAUUUUUCUGGAGGAGGGUGACGGAGCGAGGACAAGCAUCACCCUGGACUUCGGAGAUGGCCACGCUCUGACGUACUCCAAUGUGAGCUCCAUUGAGGAUGGCAUCAAACACAUCUACAGGGCUGUGGGAAUCUACCGGGUGAUCGCCACUGGAGAGAACAAUCUGGGUUCAGAGACCGCCAUGCUGUACCUGCAUGUAACAUGUCAGCUGGAGUAUAUCCAUCUCUCAGCUCCCUUUGUGGCGGUGAAGAAUAAGGAAGUGAAUCUGACUGCUGUUCUGUGGCCCAGCCAAGUGGGAACGGUCACCUACAUCUGGUGGAUCGGAAAUAACACAGAGCCAGUUAUCACCCUAGAGGGAAGUGUAGCAUGCAUGUUCUCCAGGGAAGGCAUCAACACAGUCACCGUGCAGGUGUCUGCAGGGAAUUCUAUUCUGCAGGACAGAAAAACCAUCGCUGUCCACGAAUAUUUCCGAUCUCAUCUGCUCGCCUUUUCAUCAAACCUUGAUGACCACAACCCCGAUGUCGCCGAAUGGAGGCUGGACGUGAGCCGAGUCAUCAAGAACUCUCUGAUCCAGGCCACAGGCAUGAGAGAGGACAAUCUCCUGGUCGCCGUCCUCCCAGGUUUACCAACCGCAGCAGAGUUCUUCCUCCUGCCUGACAAACAGUCAACUGAGGGGAAGCCAGAGAAGACUGCUGCUCAUUUAGAUCAGCUCUCGGAGGUUUUGCUGAGCGCCUUGAACCAGAACCUUGUCCAGUUCACGCUGCGGCCGGGGGUCCAAGUCACUGUGUACACAGCACAUCUAUCAGCAGCGCCCCUAGUGGACACCAGCGAGAACCACAGCGGCUCUGCCAUGCUAAUGCUGCUCUCCGUGGUGGUUGUGGGUUUAGCCGUGUUUGUCAUCUACAAAUUCAAGAGGAAGAUCCCAGGCCUCAACGUCUAUGCGCAGAUGCAGAAUGAAAAAGAGCAAGAAAUGAUGAGUCCAGCUAAUCCAACAGAGGCCCCGCCCGGCUCACAGCGGGACUUGGUGCAUUCUUUGGAGAUUCUGGACACAGAGUUGAACUCACGGCCCAUCGGAUGUAUGAAACCUCAUGUACAUGUGAAAUUCUCCACAGAGCUCCCCACAUACAUCGUCUGAACUCUGGACUGGAUGACCACUCCAGAUGUGUCAUGGAUUUUUUUUAAUUUUCUAUUUUUAUUUUACCAUUUGGGACGCAAUGGUUUUGAGCUUUAUACAUACCUGUGCAUUUUGGACCCUGCUGACACAUACUGUGCUCUGUUCAAACCAGAAGAAUCUGUGUACAGGUUUUUCUUUUUAUUUAUAUAUUUCCUUUAACAAUAUGUCUGACCCAUGAAACUUUUUAAAAAUGAGAUUUAUUUAUAAGAGUCGGAUACAUAAUCCAGAGAGAGCGGCAGCAUGAACCAGUGAGGGGAAAAUAAAAUAAGCAACAAUGUUUUGACUUUGCUUAUCCGAGAUUGGUAUGCUGUUCUAUGAAGCUAACAGCAGUAGUGUAUAAUUUAUUCAUACAAAUAUACUUUUGUGAAAUAUGUUAUUAGAAGUGAACAAAACAUUUAUUUUGUAAAUCAUGAAUGUCUAUGUUAGAAAUGUGUGUAUUUUAAUAACAAAUGUCAUACUUAACAUAAAUACUGUUAUAAAAUAUGAAUAGGGUACUCUAAAGCUUCUGGUCCAUUGUCUCUUGGAAAGCUGAUUUAUGGCACAAUACACAUUUUCUACUGAAAUAAUUCUUUUUUUCAGAUUUUAAUUUCAAAACGCAAAUACAGGGUUUGGUUUUCUGGAUUAAUUUAAAAUUUGCUGUUUAUCUAAUGCUCCUGAUACUAUUUAUGAUAAAUGCCAGUUUGUAAAAAUGUUUUUGUGCUUCAAAAUAAGAAAAAGCUUCAUGGAAAUGGCGCUGAACUGCACCUUCCAUCCACGACUGAUCCCCUAAUACCACCAGACUGUAACCUUUAGGAAUGGAAGAAGAAAAGUGGCGGGAGUGAAUGUCCCCCAAAGAAAACUUUUCCAAAGUUGCAGUCAGCUGCCUUAUCAAGGCAAAGAUCUGAGGUGGCAGUUGGAAUGAGAUACAACUGCUUUGUGAGAGAAUCCAAAGACCACAGCAAAGACAGAGAGAAAGAGAGAGAGAGGUUAACAGAGAUGGAAGAGUGCUUUUGGGGGACGUGGUGCAUUAAGAAUGUUGUAUCAGACAGAAUAAGAAGAGGUCGACUUGUUGAAUACUUAAUGUGGCCAGUCAAGCUCAAGGCCGGCUAAGGUUGGUGACACAUUUAGGCUAAUGUCCUGACCCCCCCCUCUCGAGCUGCAGCCGUCUUCAUCCCAGCUCAUUAUAUGGAGCUGCAGGAGCAGGAGAAGUAGAGCGCAGAUGCUACCAGGCCACACAGAUGGUUAGCUUGUUCAGGGGACUGUCACGCCCUGUGGUACUUUGAGUGGGAAAUCUGACGGAUGUAAAAAGCCUGAUUGAUGCCUUUCAAAUCUUCUGAGGCUACAUUUCCAGAUUUGUUUUUCUCUAUUUCCUAUGAGGAGAUAUAGAAAAACUGAGCAAGUAUUGUUUAUGUCAAUUUUGGAUGAUAUUCUCUACAAUUGCUCAGUCGUGGCUGUGCAGAAAUUGCCCCAGUAUGUACACCUACACAAGAGAAGAGAAUGUAAGUAGAGACACACAGUGGCUGCUUUGCAUAGCAUUUGAUUUCUGCUCAAUAGCAAGGAACAGGAAAAUGAGGAUUAUUUUCUCUUGGCUUUUUAGAGAUCUGCCAAAAGAAAGUUUUGUCUUAAGCUGUUGUGGGAAAAAGAACGUCAUUAUUCUAAACUCUGGGAUGGAUUCCUAACAUAUACACAUAUGGAGCAAGCUAUAUGCCGUGUUAGAGUGUUGGCAAUGAUAGUUGAGAACACAGUUGCAGAGGAACUUCUUUUUAUUCCAGUGGGACUUCACCAAAGCGAACUCGCUGUGCAGACAGAAGAAGCGGUACAGAUGGUGGAUUGUGCCAAUUUCAGAGGCGUAUAUGAUGAAAAAAAUGCUGCUUUGUUGCUGUUGAUUCACAUGGAAGCAGUAAGACAGUGUGGAGAGGUAUCCUGACUGUGUCUUCACACACAGACGAAAAAGGCCUGAAUCUUGCAGGCCUUUUUGUGUUAAACAUUAUUAACUCACGUAUUGAGCUGCAGAUAGGCUUUUAUUUUACUGUUAUUACACCGGCAUGUGACAGAGCAGGUUGUUUCUUUUCACUUCCAGCAACCAUGUGAUUCAGUUUCACAGAAGGGAAAAGAAAAAGUAAUCGGAACCAGUGCAAGCAGAUUGUUUUCUCCUCAAAAACUGAAUUUUUGCGUAAACCUUUUCUUAACUUCCCCUGGGUGAGUUACUGGUUGCCUCUUGAGUUACGAGCAGCGGUGGGCAGUGAGCAUCAAGACGUCAAGAGUGCACCAGUGUGUGGGCUUGCAUAGAACCUUGUGUUUUGUACAGUACAUGACUUGCUGGUACGUGUUGCCCUGAAAGAAUGAGAUUCACCAGGAAACGCACUAUGAUCUGCUACAGCGAUUCAUAUCCUCCAGACGAAAGAAAGUGUUUAUAUUUCAAAGCUGCAUGCUGAGAAGAUUUUUGGUAACGAUCCAGUUUCCAUCUUCACAUUCAAUGUAGCUUUGUGUAUCCAUCUGAGGCGGCAGGACUUAAUUUGUGCUCAGGUAUGAGGUGGUUUAUCUCAUCCCAUUGCAUGGUAUAUAAGGGUGAUUUAACCUGCUCGUGGUUGGGUUUUUGUUGAUCAGUGAAAUGUCUCUGAAAUGUAGCAAUAUGAUUGGGUCCCCACACUUUUUUAGUUUUGUAAAGUGAGGAUAUAAAGUUGAAUAAUGGCAGGAUUUAGUUUAUGUUUCAGAUUUUUUUUUGUCUGGCUCUGGUUUUAACAGCUUGAGGGAUGACAUGCAGCACAGUAGCGUGUAACCACAGACCCAUGGAGCAAAGCAGCUGAGUGCUAAUCGUAACUUUAACCCCAGGGAGCAGGAAGUGACUACAGCCAGACAAGAUCAGGAGGACCAUCAUAAUAAAAGCAUCUCCGGCCUGGGAGUUUCACUGGGAGGAGGACAGAUCGAACAGGCAGGAAGUUCUGUGACAUGAUGCAUCUCUGACUUCCUGGCAUGGAUGAACUGCGAUGUGACAGCACCCUAGGGUGUGGGAAACAGCAUCAAGUAGUAGACUUGCUUUGAGCUACGCUCUCGUCCUCUCUCUUUCCCUCCUCUAUCUCCUCCUCCACGCAAGAUUAGCAAGAUUAUUAUUUUUGUAAAAAAUUAUGAAUAAUAAUAAAAAAAAGAGUUUUAUUACUGUACAGCUUUUGUAUGAGAACAGACGGUAAGGUGUUACAGUGUUUUUGUUUGACCUCAACUGUGCUGUGUGUAAUUGUUUUAUGCAUUUACAAUCAUAUUUAUUAAAUGGAAAGACGUCUGUUAACUGUGUUCUCAUUUUCUUACAAUAUUUGUAAAGAAAUACUAUGUA
This is a messenger RNA of Paralichthys olivaceus (Japanese flounder), 6983 nucleotides long. NCBI's taxonomy places the organism in Eukaryota, Metazoa, Chordata, Actinopteri, Pleuronectiformes, Paralichthyidae. The record is from RefSeq and is a predicted model, not a curated record.